AUGUCAGAUUCAUAUAAAAAGUUGACCUCACAUUCAAAAAUUACCUCAAAGUCUUCAAACUAGCAAUAUAAAGAGGGUCUACUUUCUUAAACUUAAGAUGAUAGUUAAGCUGAUUUCAAUUACAAGAAUGAUUAAACUAAAGUUUACGACAACUCUGAAGAUAGAUAGAAGAUAUAUAAGAAAUUGAAUGAUGCCCCCGAUGAAAUGAGUUUGUCUCGCACCAUAUAAUUCUUCGCUAGACACUCCUAUCGAGAUAUCAAGAGAAAGAAGUGCCACUUUUGUCUAGCAUUCUGCUCAGUAUUCAUAGUGGUUAUGUUUUCACUUGUAGUGAAUACUUUGGUCUAAAGAGGUCCGAUUAUCUUUUUGAAAGUGGUUGAGGGAACAGAAGGGGAAAUAGAUGGAGUAAUUUCUGGAAGCAACGGUGAACAUAGUAAAUAGGCUUUCAGUACUAUGAGCGAUGACAAUAUGCUAAACUAUACAAGAGUCAUGGAAGCUCUUGCAACAGAUGAUUAUAGACUGAGCCCUAGAAAAACAUUUUGUGGUUCUAAAAUUGGUAGCGACCAAAAUAACAAGAACAUCAUCGAUCACGAAGAUGAAUCUGAGAUGGCUAAAUGGAGAGCUUAAUAUGAUCCUUCAACUAAUAUGCCAUCAAGGGACUAAGCUUAUAGUCCUAAUGUUCAAACAUUGCAGCCUGCAUGCUUGAUGCUUUGGGAUACAAAGCUAGAAUAGAAAAAUGAGAUUGGAAGGUUAUAUGAAUUUGAGCCUAUGAAAUAUGGUGAGUGUAGUAUGACACAAAAAUAAGCUGAAAACCUUAAUGUAUAAGAAGGCGAUAUGAUAUAUUAUCAAAUGUACUUGAGUACUUUAUACAAUGGUCUUAUCAACAAGUACAAUAGAUAUGCAGUAUAGCAAGGACAGAAGCAGCUUUCCUAAAUUACUUUAUUCUAGACCAAAUUUAGAAUCCCAUGCAAAGUAGUAAGAAUUAUGAGUAACUCCUAUGGAAAAUUCCCUGAUAUUAUGCUUUAGUCAGGGCAGAUGGGUUUCAUGGAGUAUGGCCAGUUCCUUAAUAUCUUAUCUAACUAUCUUCCGGAAGCACAUAAAAACAAUGAGGAUUUCAAAUAAUUCUUAAGAGAUUAAUCAAAGGUUACACUUGAAGAAUAUGCUGAUGUUCUUUUACUCAGUUUACCCACACCAAGAGUAUCCUACUAUGAAAGUACUAAUUAUGAAGAGACAUAAAGAAAAAUCAGUGUAUAUGCAGCUGGCUUAGUUAAAGAUUUAGGUUACUAUCCAGUAAAUAUAUCAUUGGAUAUAUUAAAUGUUCUAAAAAAUUACUCAUACGCAGUGCUCUUUAUGGGACUCAUCUUUGACAUUAUCAUUCUUUUAUUUGUUGUUAUUUCUGUGCUGUUGAUUUACUCAUUACUGAUGAUUAGUGUAGAGACAAAGACAUUUGAAAUCGGAGUAAUGAGAAUGGUAGGAUUAAGCAAGUACGGAAUCGUCAUAAUGAUUUUAUUACAAGGACUGAUGUUUGUGUUACCUGCUAUUAUAACUGGAUUUGCAUUUAGUUUCCCAGUGCUUGGAAUUAUUUAUGACAGACUAUUAACAAAGGAUCUUGGAAUACCUAAUGAUCCAAUACCAAGUACUGCUUCUGUCAUUCAAGCACUUGCUAUUGGCUUUAUUAUCCCUAUGCUUGCUUCUAUCUAUCCUAUAAAGUCAAGCUUAGAAAAAGAGCUUAACGAUUCACUUGAUUAUCAAAGAAGCAAAUAGCAAGCUAUUUACGUUGAAGUUUUAAAGAAAGAGGACCAAUAAAGUGUGACUUAUCAAGUGAUAUUUGGUAUGAUUGCAGUAGUGUAUGGUCUUUCAAUCUUCUACUAUCUGCCUAUAUCAAUCUUAGAACUUGAUUUCAAAAUGAUUUUAAGCAUCUUCUUCUUUAUUCUAGUGGGUAUGCUUCUUGGAUUGACCCUCUUGGCUUUCAAUCUUUAAAGAGUGCUUGAAAUUAUCUUAGUAAAUGUAAUGCUUAUCUAUGAAAAGAAGUCUUUUAGACAAAUGGUAUUGAAAAAUUUGUUAGCACAUAAAAUUAGAAACAAGAUGACAAGUCUUAUCUUUUCACUAGCUCUUGGCUUUAUUAUUUUCUUGAUAGUCUCCUAUAAUUUACAACUUUAGAGCGUGUAGCUUUUAGCUCUCUAGAAAGAAGGAGGAUAUUUGAUAAUUGAUACUGCAGACAAAGGAUAACAAAUUGACCCCAAAGUAUAUGAUGAGGUGAUCAAGAGACACUUGCAGAACAUUUAGGACUUCACAUAUAUUACUGCAGACACUUCAAGGAAAAACACACUUGGUAUUUAAAGCAUUAAGACUAGUGAUAGAGCGAGGAUUGAGCAAUUUAAUACUGGCGUUUAUGGUGUUCAACCUUCAAUAUUCGAUGCAAUGAUUAAUGACUUUGUAAAAAUAGGUUCUCAGAACGAUUCCACUGGAAUGCCUCUAGCUGAAUAAUUGUACACUGCAAGAGGGUCAUAAGGAAUGGCUGUAGGCACUGUAAUGGCUAAAUAAGCAAGAGCUGAUAACCCAGAAAAAACAUUGUACAACCAUAUGGUUCUAAGUCUUGAACUAGAGUCUAAAAAGAUUUAUUAUACUAUGAGAAACAUCUUUAAUACUGAUAGAGCUCCAGGAUUCACUAUGUAGUCAAGAAAAUAGAAUUCCUAAAAGAAUUCAGCUCUUGUCUCUCUGCCGAUGCAUGCUAGAAUUUCUGGACUAUAAAGUUUGAGAUAAGUGUAAUAUGAAAGACUUGUAGUAAUGUUCAAGGAUCCCUUAAACAAGGAGCAAACAGAUGCUUUUCUCUAGGAUCUGAAGAACUCAGAAAUGAGAAAUGAAAAUCCUAGAGUAUUCAAUGCAAAUGAUUAAUAGGAGACAUUUGAGCAAGUUAACCUAAUUCUAAACAUGAUUUUCAAUGUCAUAAUCGCAAUAACCAUGUUCUUAUGCUUCUUCUCAUUAUCAUCUUCAAUGACAGCUAAUCUAUAUGAGCAAUCAAAAGAAAUAGGAGUAAUGAGAGCAAUAGGUAUGAAUAAAACUAGAAUCUAACUGCUCUAUAUAUAUGAAGCAUUUAUAUUAGUCAUGGCUAGUAGUCUAAUGGGCAUUCUCAUUGGUACCAUGGUUGGAUUUACAAUGGUGGUCUAACAAAUGCUAUUUACAGAUAUUCCACUUAUUUUCUUCUUCCCCUGGACACAAUUCUUGAUUAUUUUAUCUUUGUCGAUUAUUUGUGCUUUUGCUAGUACCUACGGGCCAACUAAAAACUUAACAAAUAAGGAGAUCUCAUCUGUAUUCAGAAUGACGUGA
This is a messenger RNA of Stylonychia lemnae, 3324 nucleotides long. NCBI's taxonomy places the organism in Eukaryota, Ciliophora, Spirotrichea, Sporadotrichida, Oxytrichidae. The record is from the annotation of a GenBank genome assembly.